AUGGUUAGAAGGCUUAAAUAUCAUGAACAGAAGCUGUUAAAGAAAGUCGAUUUUCAUGACUGGAAACAAGACCAAGGUCAUCGUGACACGCAGGUAAUGCGUACAUAUUACAUCCAGGAUCGUGAGGAUUAUCAUAAAUACAAUAAGAUAUGUGGUGACAUUCGACGUAUAGCUAACAGAUUAUCGUUGUUACCCCCUACGGAUCCGUUUAGGGUCAAACACGAACAGCUGCUUUUAGAAAAGUUAUAUCAAAUGGGUAUUUUAACAACGAAAUCCAAAAUUAGCAAUUUGGAGAAUAAAGUCACGGUAUCAGCUGUCUGUCGUCGCAGAUUGCCUGUUAUUAUGCAUAAAUUGAAGAUGGCGGAAACUCUGAAGGAUGCAGUGAAGUUCAUCGAACAAGGCCAUGUACGUGUAGGUCCAAAUUUGAUAACCGAUCCGGCUUAUCUGGUUACAAGAAAUAUGGAAGAUUAUGUUACAUGGGUUGAUUCAUCGAAGAUCAAAAAGACUGUUUUACGUUAUAGAAACCAGAUCGAUGAUUUUAACGAUGCUUGA
This is a messenger RNA of Eremothecium cymbalariae DBVPG#7215, 552 nucleotides long. RefSeq names its product snoRNA-binding rRNA-processing protein IMP3 (gene IMP3). The transcript has a single exon. The coding region runs from base 1 to 552 and encodes 183 amino acids. Gene Ontology annotation, molecular function: snoRNA binding; structural constituent of ribosome; rRNA binding. The record is from RefSeq and is a predicted model, not a curated record. NCBI's taxonomy places the organism in Eukaryota, Fungi, Ascomycota, Saccharomycetes, Saccharomycetales, Saccharomycetaceae. Gene Ontology annotation, biological process: rRNA processing. Gene Ontology annotation, cellular component: small ribosomal subunit; Mpp10 complex; small-subunit processome.